GACUAAAAAUGUAAAGUUUAAUAAUUAAUUUUUUUUAAUUAUUUAAAAUUUUGUAUAAACUUUUUACAAAGUAGUUUAUUUAAGAGUUUAAGUGAGAAAUUUUGAAGUAUAAAUUAUUCAUCAUGACGGCGGAUAUUCCAGAAGUCGACAUAAGACAUGGGAAAAUAAACGGAUCCGUUGAAGCAAAGGGCACCAGCGAAAAGUUGGAAAUAUCUAAAUUACGACAAGCAUUACCACAAGUAUUCGCAGUGAGCGCUAAAAAUUUACUUUUACUUACGUUCGGAACAACGCUCGGUUUCCCAACUAUUUUAAUCCCAUCGUUACAAAAAGUGGAUGCUGAUAUAACUGUUACGCGAGAAGAAAUCACGUGGAUAAGCAGUAUAAACUUGUUCAUGGUACCACUAGGAUGUCUGAUGAGCGGGCCUAUAUCCCACCGCUUGGGGCGUAAAAAAACAAUGCUGUUCAUCAACAUACCCUUUAUAUCAGCGUGGAUAUUGUUUUACUACGCAAAUUCAGCCCCUUUACUUUUCGUAGCCCUAGCAUUAACCGGAAUAACUGGCGGUCUCUGUGAAGCUCCAGUGCUGACAUACGUCGCCGAAAUAACGCAGCCUCAUCUUCGUGGUAUGCUAUCAGCAACUUCAUCCAUGGCUGUAAUUAUUGGUGUAUUUACGCAAAUAUUAGUUGGAAGUCUCACUGAUUGGAGGACUGUUGCGCUAAUCAAUUUGAUUUUUCCUACGAUAUGUUUCCUUGCGCUUUGUUUGAUGCCAGAAAGUCCUUACUGGCUUGCGGGUAAAAACAGACUAAAAGAAGCCGAAGAAGCGCUAUGCUGGCUCCGAGGAUGGGUAUCACCUUCACACAUCACCGGAGAACUGAAAACUGUGUAUGAAGUCUCCCAAAGAGUAAUUGCUGGCGGCAUGGAUGACAAAAAAGAGUACUGGUGGAAAAUAUUCAGCAAGCGAACAUUCAUAUACCCGUAUAUAUUGAUAUCACUUGGAUUUCUUAUUUCUUCAUUCGGAGGGUCUGCGACACUACAAACAUUUGCUGUGACAAUUUUUGCAUCCUUGGACGCUCCACUUGAAAAAUACACAGCCACUGUUUUCCUCGGACUCGCAGAACUUAUUGGCACAGCCGUUUGCGUAAUAAUAAUCCACUACACUGGCAAGAGAAUGAUCACCUUCAUCUCGAUCGGCGGGACUGGAUUUUGCUUCAUGAUAUGCGCUAUAUAUGAUUAUUUAAAUAAAUCAGCGUAUAUAGACGGACAAAUGUUCACGUGGGUACCUACGACUCUGCUAAUCAGCUCAGCGUUUUUCUCUCACAUAGGCAUUCGACUUCUUCCUUGGGUUCUCUGCGGCGAAGUUUUUCCAGCCAAGGGACGAAGUACAGCGACAGGAGCUGCUGCAUGUACGGGUUACAUAUUUGCAUCGAUAAUAAACAAAGCAUUUUUGUACAUGGUCGACCUGAUGUAUCUUUGGGGGACGUUUUUCUUUUAUGCAAGUGUCAACGUAAUCGGUUUUAUUGUAAUGUAUUAUUUAUUGCCGGAGACUGAAGGAAGGACGCUAAAAGAAAUAGAAGAUCAUUACGCAGGCAUUGAAAGCUUAAAUAAUAAACCGAGUAAAGACAAGUCGCAGUUGAAAGAAAAGUGGGCUGUCUCGAAUCCCGCUAUGGUCGUCGACGACCUCGAGAGUAAACUCUAGUAUCUUAUAUAACUAUCCAUUUAUUAUUUUUAUAAUAAUUAUUAUUACUAUCUUAUUACUUUAUACUUUAUACACCGUAUGUUAUUCCUUAUUUUAGUUUUUAUACCUUUGGCAAAUGCUAAUAGAUGCCAUUGAAUGUUCAUAAAUAGAAUAAGUCAUCUUUUGUAUAUUUUAUAUUGUAAAGAGUAGAAUAUUCCUGUCAGCGUUCAUUCAACUUUUAAAAUGCUUUAAAAUAUUUUCAUAAUCAUAAUA
This is a messenger RNA of Cotesia glomerata, 1946 nucleotides long. RefSeq names its product facilitated trehalose transporter Tret1-like. Gene Ontology annotation, cellular component: membrane. Gene Ontology annotation, biological process: transmembrane transport. The transcript has 5 exons. The coding region runs from base 123 to 1694 and encodes 523 amino acids. The record is from RefSeq and is a predicted model, not a curated record. Gene Ontology annotation, molecular function: transmembrane transporter activity. NCBI's taxonomy places the organism in Eukaryota, Metazoa, Arthropoda, Insecta, Hymenoptera, Braconidae.